Molecule: messenger RNA, 2774 nt
Organism: Urocitellus parryii (Arctic ground squirrel)
Lineage: Eukaryota; Metazoa; Chordata; Mammalia; Rodentia; Sciuridae
Source: RefSeq, a predicted model, not a curated record
UACAGUACCGGAAGACAACCAUGGAGUGGAAAAUACUACCCAUUUGCUUGUUGCUGCUACUUUCUGUUUUUUUGAUUCAGCAAGUUUCAUCUCAAGAUGUACCAAGCUGUGCAGGGAGAUGUGGGGAAGGGUAUUCUAGAGAUGCCAUCUGCAACUGUGAUUAUAACUGUCAACACUACAUGGAGUGCUGCCCUGACUUCAAGAAAGUCUGCACUGUAGAGCUUUCCUGUAAAGGUCGCUGCUUCRAGUCCUUUGCGCGAGGGAGGGAGUGUGACUGUGACUCCCAAUGUAAGAAGUUUGGCAAGUGCUGUUCCGACUAUGAGACUUUCUGUGAAGAAGUAAAAGAUGACAAGAAAAAACCACCUAAAAAGGAACCUAAAAAGGAACCACCAGUUGUGGAUGAAGCUGGAAGUGGCCUGGACAGUGGCGAUCCCAAGCUCACCCCAACUCCUGACACUCCUACCACUCAAAGCAAUAAAGUUACCACAUCUCCCAAAACUACAACAAUAAAGCCAGAAAGUCCUAAACCCAGUCCUCCGCCUAACUCUGAUACAUCCAAAAAGACAUCUUCCACAGCCAAUAAAGAGACAACAGUUGAAACUAAAGAGACUACUGUAACAAACCAACAGACUUCCACCAGUGAGAAACAGAAGACUACUUCAGCUAAGGAGAUUCGAAGUGCAGAGAAAACAUCUGCUAAAGAUUUGGCACCCACACCCCAAGUUCCUGCUAAACCUACACCAAAAGCUGAAACUACAACCAAAGAUCCUUCUCUGACCACCCCCAAGGAGCCUGCACCCACCACCCCUAAGGAGCCUGCACCCACCACCCCUAAGGAGCCUCCUCCGGAGGAGCCAGUACUUACCACACCCAAGGAGCCUGUACCUACUACACCCAAAGAGCCUGCACCCACUACCCCCAAGAAGCCUGCACCCAUCCCUCCAGAGGAGCCUGCACCCACCACCCCCAAGGAAUCUGCUCCCACCACCCCCAAAGAGCCUGCACCCACCUCCCCUGAGGAGCCUGCACCCACCUACCCCAAGGAACCUGCACCCACCACACCCAAAGAGCCUGCACCCACCACCCCCAAGAAGCCUGCUCCUACUACUCCUACGACACCAGCUCCAGCUACCACCAUGGAGCUUCCCACUACCUCCAAGACUCCUGCUGAAGCAACUCCUGAGUUUUCUGCAGGACCCACACCAAAAACUCCUGACAACAGUGCCAAGGAGCCCACUGUACCAACAACCAAGACUCCUGAAGUGACAACCGCUGCUGUACCUAAGAUUACAACAAAAGAGACAGCAACCACAGCAGAAGAAAAAACAACUGAAUCCGAAAUAGCAAGAACCACCAUGCAAGUAACACCCACCACUCAGGAUUCAUCAUUCAAAACUACUACUCUUAAAACACCACCAACCGAAGAGAGUAGGAAAGAACCCGAAGAAUCCCCUGGACCAGAAGACACAGCUACUGAUUCUAAAGCAACAACUCCUAAACCCCAGAAGCCAACCAAAGCACCCAAGAAGCCCACCUCUACAAAAAAGCCACCCAAAGCACCCAAAAAACCCACUUCUACUAAAAAGCCAAGCUCACCAAAAGGGAAAACACCCAAAACUACACCAACUCCCCCCAAGACGACAAUACCACCUACCUCUCCAAAAGCCAUGCUCCAAACCACCACCAGCCCUAAGCAAACUCCAGACUCAGAAACAGUUGAAGUUAAUCCAAAUAAUGAAGAUGCAGAAAGUGACGGAGGAGAAAAACCACACAUGAUUCCCAGGCCUCCUGUGCUAACUCCUAUAGUUAUCCCAGGCACUGAUCACAUAGUGAGAGGACCCAGUCAAGGCAUCAGCUCCCACUCACUGCUUUUAGAUGAUACCAAUUUAUGCAAUGGCAGACCAGUAGAUGGACUGACUGCUUUGCGCAAUGGGACAUUAGUUGCAUUUCGAGGUCAUUAUUUCUGGAUGCUAAAUCCAUUCACUCCACCACCUCCACCCCGCAGAAUUACUGAAGUUUGGGGUAUUCCUUCACCCAUUGAUACUGUUUUUACUAGAUGCAACUGUGAAGGAAAAACGUUCUUCUUUAAGGAUUCUCAGUACUGGCGUUUCACCAAUGAUGUGCAAGAUGCAGGAUAUCCUAAACAAAUUGUAAAAGGAUUUGGAGGACUAACUGGAAAAAUUGUGGCAGCUCUUUCAGUAGCUAAAUAUAAGGACAGGCCCGAAUCUGUGUAUUUUUUCAAGAGAGGUGGCAAUGUUCAGCAGUAUGUUUAUAAACAGGAACCUGUUAGAAAGUGCACUGGAAGAAGGCCUGCUAUAAAUUAUUCAGUGUAUGGAGAUGCAGCACAGGUCAGGAGACGUCGCUUUGAACGGGCUAUAGGACCUCAAACUCACACCAUCAGAAUUCACUAUACACCUGUUAGAGUUUCUUAUCAAGACAAAGGUACCCUCCAUAAUGAAGUUAAAAUGAGUACGAUGUGGAGAGGACUUCCAAAUGUGGUUACCUCAGCUAUAACACUGCCCAACAUUAGACGACCUGAUGGAUAUGACUACUAUGCCUUUUCCAAGGAUCAAUACUAUAACGUCAAUGUGCCCAGUAGAACAGCAAGAGCAGUCACUACUCGUGAUGGGAAGACCCUCUCCAAAGUCUGGUACAAAUGUCCUUAGACUUACAGGCAAAGGAAGAGCCAUCUAAUUAAAAUGAAGAAAAGGAUGAUCAAUUUUGACAUUGAAAUACAUUUUAUUAAUAAAGAGUGUUGAGAUAAGCAUACCAAU